Molecule: messenger RNA, 1763 nt
Organism: Lates calcarifer (barramundi perch)
Lineage: Eukaryota; Metazoa; Chordata; Actinopteri; Centropomidae
Gene: cwc25
Product: CWC25 spliceosome associated protein homolog
Exons: 9
Coding region: 139-1335 (398 amino acids)
Biological process (GO): mRNA splicing, via spliceosome
Cellular component (GO): U2-type spliceosomal complex
Source: RefSeq, a predicted model, not a curated record
CAUUAAAAACGUCACACAUAAGUCUCUGUGGCUCCAUUUUUAGCUAGCCUUAAACUUUCGUUGUUCCACCUUUUAUCGUUAAAGGACAAAUUUGUCCGGUAGUCUUUCUUGUUGGACUGAAGCGACAAAUUUUUCAAGAUGGGGGGCGGCGAUCUGAACCUGAAAAAGAGCUGGCAUCCCCAGACUAUGAAAAACAUUGAGCGUGUUUGGAAAGCUGAGCAGAAAUAUGAAGCUGAACGCAAGAAGAUCGAGGAGCUCCAAAAAGAGCUGAAAGAGGAACGAGCUCGAGAAGAAAUGACCAGAUAUGCAGAGGACACUGGUGCCAUCAAAAAGAAGGACGACCGCCUGGACUGGAUGUACCAGGGCCCUGCUGGUCAGGUGUCCAGAGAUGAGUAUCUGCUGGGACGUCCCAUCGACAAGCAGAUCACCGACCAAUACGAGGAGCCAGAGAGCGGCCCAUCGACCGAGACCGGCCUCCUGCCUGGGUCCAUCUUCAACCCUGCCACCCCUGCCUCCAGCCUUGACCUGGCUGCCAAGAUCAGGGAAGACCCACUCUUUGAAAUCAGGAAACGUGAGGAAGAAAAGAAGAGGGAAGUCUUGACUAAUCCAGUAAAGAUGAAGAAGAUCAAAGAAAUGCUACGCCAAAAUCUUGACAAGAAAGACAAAAAAAAGAAGAGGAAGAAGGAAAAAAGGGAGAAGAAAGGAGACAAAGAGAGGAGAAAGGAAAAGAAGCACAAGAGGAGGAGUUCGAGUUCGAGCUCAGGCGAGGAAGAUGAGAAAAAACACAGGUCACGUUCACAAGAUGACUCUUCAGCAGACACCAAGUCUCGUUCCCAUCAUCUUCCAGGCUACGGCCUACAGCUCCCUGCUGGCAGACAUCACCAGUCCUCAGCUCCCUCCAGUCACUCAGGGCGCCAUGAGAGGAGCCGCUCCCGAUCACCUCACAGGAACCACAGGGACAAUCGCUCUUCCUCGCACAGAAAUGACCGGAAGGUAGAACCCAGAGCUGCCAGCCCACAGAGAGAGCGUUACCACAGACAGAGGAACCACUGUGUCCAACUCUCUUCAGAAGACCUGGAGCGAAAGAGGCAGGAGAUGAUGAAUGAGGCCAAGCAGAGGGAGGAGGACAGGGAGAAUAAUGUGAAGAGAUACAAGAGGCAAGAUGAGCAGGAAAGGCAACGGGAACAAAAUGCCAAGCAUGACCGCCAUGCUGGCUUCAUCCAUAACAUGAAGUUGGAGAGUGCUUCCAGCUCAUCCUUAGAAGACAGGGUGAAGAGGAAUAUCCACUCUAUUCAAAGGACACCAGCCUCCUUGGACAACUUCAUGAAAAGAUGAAGACACAACACAUUUAAAACAGUGUAUCAGCUGACUGAAAACACUUGGCAAGAAGAUGCCAUCCACUCAUUUGUCUGUCCCUCAACUGUACUGAGACAGGAGGAUGGAUGAUGUGGUUUUAGCCUGUGAUGAGUUCCAAUGGGGAACUGAAACUGUCCUGACUUGUAUUUUGAAAGACAGAUUCCACAGUGAUGGUAUAAUUUAUAUUUCAGACAAAUGCAAACAGUCUAUUAUGAUUAUGAUUCCAUUAAGUCAGUACCCCUUUAAAGUUCAUGUGAUCUGAACUCUGUACAGUAUACUGUUUUUGUUUUCACACUGUAAUAGGACUGUUUUUUUUUUUUUUUUACUCAAGGUUUUUUGUAAUGUAUGUUUGUUACUUAGUGUACUCCUGUGAGUGGCAACUGGAAUAAAAACAUAUUUCCAGAGUC